UGGCGAACGCCAAAUGAUGACGUACUGCCGAAGACGUUUCGAAAACAAUCGCUGCUGUUUGAUGACGCCACACAGGAACCAGUGACGCCACCCCUGCCCUCUCCAAGUUGGCAACCGUUAGCGACUGUACUUUAUUUUACCGAGCAUUUCACUUCAUUGACGUCCUCACGAUGUGGACCUCCGACGGCGUCUUUCUUUUCCUUUUGUCCGCUCUCGUCGCCGCGCAGGAGCAAACAUCGACGACUUCUCUUCCUGCCGUGUCGUGCGCCUCCAAGUCCAACAGCAGCUGUGCAGAAUGUCUACAGAAUGCCUCCUGUUUGUGGUGCGCGCCCAACAAGCAGUGCCUGGACUACCCGGUGAAGAACAUCCUGCCUCCGAAAAGCGUGUGCCCCUUGAGUGACGCGAGAUGGGGCAUAUGCUGGGUCAACUUCCAGACAAUGAUGAUCACGCUUGGUGUGCUGUCUGGCCUUUUGGUGUUGGGCGUCCUGGUGUGCUGCCUGUGCUGCUGCUGCCGGCGCCGCCGCCGCCGUCAGCGAGUCAGUGAUGACGACGAGGAUUUAAGGGCGGAGCAACAAACCCGUGCGAGGAGCGCCCGUCAGAAAGAAAGGAGGAUGGAAAUGCAGCUGAGGCAUGACAAAAUACGACAGAAAUAUGGCCUUUCAAAGGAUAAUCCCUACUCUCGCAUGGAUGAGAAGAAAUAAAAACCCUGGCUUCGUCUUCCAAGUGGAUUACUCCACCGUAGAGUAGCGGCUGUCUUAUUUGAGACAUCUAUUCAAGUGGAGACCACAACUUAAGAAUGUACACUCCCGAUUUUAACCUGGACAUAAAUCGUAUGCUUAACUGUGAUCUUUUCCUUUGAUUGUAUUCACGUUUGCGCCUUCCUACCCCUCC
Molecule: messenger RNA, 891 nt
Organism: Hippocampus zosterae (dwarf seahorse)
Lineage: Eukaryota; Metazoa; Chordata; Actinopteri; Syngnathiformes; Syngnathidae
Product: pituitary tumor-transforming gene 1 protein-interacting protein-like
Exons: 7
Coding region: 171-701 (176 amino acids)
Biological process (GO): protein import into nucleus
Cellular component (GO): cytoplasm; nucleus
Source: RefSeq, a predicted model, not a curated record